AUGGGAACUCACUCCGACAUUCACUCUCCUCUCAUGUCUUUAUAUUACACUCCCUUACUAUCAGUCAGCCAACUCACUCACUGUGUCAGACUGUCAUUACAUUUUUCUGUUGCUGAUGAAAAAAUAUUUCAAAUGGCUGAAGGUCCAAGUAGCUCUGAAAUUGAACGAGAUCUGAAAUUGCUUCUUGGGAUACCAUGUUCAUCUUUUGAUAAGCCAGCAAACCAGCAGGUUCCUAUAAGUGCUGAUAUUUCUGUUCAUGAUGUGUCCAACUCUCACAAGAAGCAAAAUAGUUUGUUUGGGGAAAUGGAUGAAAAAAGGAUAAAUAAUAGACUGAAACAAAAGGAUCUUAGCCACAGACAGAAUUUGCAAGCUGAUAUGUAUCCCCAAGAACAACCAACUUUGCACAACAUGCAACGUUCCAAUAUACGGGAGUCUCAUAGCUGGAAAGAAUCAAGGAAAGCCAAACAGAAAGAUGUUACAAAAGGAUCAAUAUUCAAUAUAAACCCUGAUAGAAAGAUCUCUAUCCUUAAACCUGAUCACAGCAGUAACAUGCAAGAAAGAGAUCAUGGAAAAAUGGAUGGGCAUAAUGCACAGAAUAACAAUGGCAGUACUUCAAAAAUGUGUGCCAAAGUUGUUGAAAUGAUGAAGUCAGCAUCAGCUGAGUAUCAUCUUAAGGGAAAUGCUAAUAAUUCUGUUCUUAAAAAACCAGAGGAAUUGGCAAAUGAAGACAAAGUUUUUCCAUUGAAACGGCGUUCCCCAAAAUUUCCUGAUGCCAAAUACUUUUGUCGCUUAUGUGAGUACCAUUGUAUGAGUGAUGCUGAUUGCCUAACUCACAUUAAAACUGAAAAGCAUCAAUGGCGUAAGGAGAUUUCAAUUGCGGAAACAAAGUUGAAAAAAUUGCCCAAGCCCACUUUGUCACAUUUACUUGCCAUAGAAAGAGCAUUGGACCAUGUUUAUGAAUGUCAUGGUUUAACAAAAGCAGAAACCCAACAAAGACAAAUGUUUGUUCAGGAAGUUGAAAAUUAUUUGCAAAAAGAUUUGAAAGGGUUGAAACUACAUUUAUAUGGUUCAUCCAUUACUGGUUUUGGCCUUAAAAGUAGUGAUGUUAAUAUAGACUUGGAAACACCCACUGGAAUGAAUUUAGCAAAUGGACUGCGAAUAGUAUUUGAAUGCCUCAAGAAAUCAGACAAAUACAAAGAUGUUCAAAGUGAUUUUCUGACCAAAGUCCCCUCUGUAUAUUUUUGCUCAAAUGAUAGUUAUGCAUUGAAAUGUCAAAUUACUGUGAACAGUUUGUUUGCCCAGCAGACUAGUCGUUUACUUUCAAUUUAUGGUGCAAUGGAUGAAACUGCAAGAAAACUUGGUGUGGCUUUCCGCUUUUGGUCUAAGUUGUGCCAUGUUGAUUGUCAAGAAGAAGGAACACUGCCUGCCUACUGUACUGCUUUAAUGACUGUUUAUUUCCUACAAAGAUGUCAGCCAGCUGUUUUGCCUGUGUUUUUGAUACAAACUGAGGAGGCAAGAGUUGGGCACAUCUUUGAGCUGAUACAAAAAAUAGGGCAGAAUUUUAGAACUACAAACACAAUGGGUCUUGGUGAGUUAUGGUUAGAGUUACUCAAGUUUUACUGUCAAGGUUUUGAUAGUUCCAGAACUGUGAUUUCUAUUAGGCAUGAUGGAAAAUUGACUCGUGCUGCUAAAAAUUGGAGAACUAAGCGGCUUGCGAUCGAAGAUCCAUUUUCUACAAAAAGAAAUAUUGCCAGAUCAAAUUUGUCUGAUGGAAAGGGACCAGCCAUAAUUUGCAGCAUCUGUGAGAAAGAAGGUCAUUUGAAAAACAAUUGUCCAGAAGAAGAGUUGCCACCUUUAUUACCAUUACCUGCUAUGACGCAAGAAAGCCUGCAACUUCUUAAUGAUACUUUAUUACAAAUCCCUAAGGAUUUUGGGCCAACGGUGUUUGAUACUGAAGAACGUAAAAUAAUUGUAAAAGGUCUUGAAUGCCUUAUCAGAGAGCGAUAUCCAGAGGCUAGUCUUCAUCUGUUUGGUUCAUCUUGUAAUGGAUUUGGAUUCCAAAAUAGUGACCUUGACAUCUGUAUAACUUUUGGGAAUCACCCAAAUGCUGAUGGCCUUGAUUGUGUUUCAAUUAUUGAAAGCUUAGCUCAAAAAUUACGAGAAAACAAGCAACUCUAUGGUGUGGUUGCCAUAACGACAGCCAAGGUUCCUAUUGUCAAAUUUAAACUAAAGAACAGUAACUUGGAAGGAGAUAUCAGUCUCUAUAACACCCUUGCUCAGCAUAAUACAAAAUUACUAAAAAUGUAUACAAAAAUUGAUAGUAGAGUUGCAAUACUUGGUUAUGCACUUAAAGUCUUUGCCAAGGUUUGUGAAAUUGGAGAUGCCUCAAAGGGUAGUCUUUCCUCGUAUGCUUACAUCCUCAUGUUGCUACACUACUUACAACAGUGUGAUCCUCCAGUGAUUCCUGUUUUACAAGAGUUACAUGAGGGUGAGAAGCCUGUCACUAUGGUAGAUGGUUGGAAUGCUUGGUUUUAUGAUGACUUUGACAAUUUGAAAAAUACUUGGAAGCACUAUGGCCAAAACAAGUUAUCUGUUGCAGAGUUGUGGAUAGGAUUGUUCAUUUUUUAUACAGAGAAGUUUAACUUGCAAAUGGUGGUCACAAUUCGUCAACAUUCACCAUUGACAAGAUUUGAGAAACUUUGGAACGGGAAGUGUUUAGCCAUUGAAGGUUUGUAUUUAAUGACUUUCUUCUAA
Molecule: messenger RNA, 2754 nt
Organism: Acanthosepion pharaonis
Lineage: Eukaryota; Metazoa; Mollusca; Cephalopoda; Sepiida; Sepiidae
Source: the annotation of a GenBank genome assembly